AUGAGGGACGACACCGCUACUUGCAAGGAAAACCUCCUCACCGAGAUCACCUCUGCUGAUCACGAACUGUACUAUGCGGCCUACUACUCUCUCGAAAGAACCAAACUGACCGUCGCGGCAACCCAUGCUAAGGAGCUCAGCAGGUUAAAGAAACUUCGAAGGAACUUGGCGAAGUUGAAUCGAAGACGGACUGACUUGCUUCAGGCGGCAAACAUUGUGGAAAUGGUAACUUCCGAAGAGUCUUUAAACCUGAGUUCUACGAUAUUUGUUUUAUCAGGCCGACAUAGGAGAGGCAGGGAACGCCAUGACUCGCGCUUCAAUUAGACUGAUAUGUUGGAGGCUUAUGCACCGUCAGCCAUAAACGUACCAUCAAAGCUCAUUCAGUGUGAUUGGUGUUUAGUGUGGGUGCGAUGGUCUGCCUAAGUUUCUACUGCCGUUUCAUGCACAUAACAACCUUGGAUUCUAGCCAAACACCCUGUAUUGCCUUAUGAUUGUAUUGCAGAGACCUACUCUAGAGACCGCUUCUCCGUUUUCAGAACGCUACUGCCUUGAAGGAAGUGGAACGGUCAGCAAAAAAAUUGCUUGAAUGCGUCAAGAACUUGCAACAGACGGCAGUACGCUGUGAAGAUUCUGGCUUUGAUAAAUUAAACUUAACUCCAGAUUUCGCAUCGGUAAGUUAAUUAGACCUGAAAAUACUUUUAUCGUAAGUCAAUAUGGUUGGCAUAUUUGUAAUCUUUUGCUUGCAUUUCCCACUGAUUGCGCAUAAUAUUUCUUGGCAAACACUGGGCAUCUAUGCGUGUUAAUUUUGCAAGAUAAUAGUCUUUCAUUCCAUUCGUAAACGUCUCUAAUCCUCAACGCUUAUUCCUAACACUAACCCCUAACCCUAACCUUUACCAAGUGCGACUGCGAAAUAAGAUCCUACCAGUUACGGAUAAGCGGUCGGGGUUAGGCGUUAGGUUCGGACUUGUCUACUGCAGGCACGGCAACGAAAUAGGAUCCGAAAAAAGUGACAUCUGUUUGUUAUGUCAUGUUGAGGUUAUAGACGAAUGUACCCGCCAAAGUCAAGUUGGGUCCAAAAACCUUAGGGCUAAUUACUGAUAUUUAAGAAAACCCAAAAUCACGAAAACCUAGCAUAAUCAAAUUAUUGUUUUCGCAUUCUUUUACUGAUCGAACCUAAAGACAUAAUAACGCAUGCAAGUGAGCAAUCACCCUGGCGAAAUAAUUUAACGAAAAAGAGAAAGGGGGACUGGAAUUGUCAUUUCAGACUUUUUAACUAUCGUCAGUUAGUCGAACUCAACUCCGAGGUGUGCAACCCCGAGGUUUGAACUCGCGACCUGUCGGUUAGAAGCCCACCGUCCAAACCUCUAAGCCACGGGCUCGUUGUCCUGCAGGCUUGUAUCCAAUAAUGGAAGAGGGGCGCUCAACGUUCGUCAUCGGAAGUAGUCAUGCUGGCGUGGACACAGAAUUGGAUCGUGCAGUAUUCCGACCCCAACUAAUGGGGGUCGCACGCCAACUUGAUAUUUAUAACAAUUCCAACAGUCCGAUUUUAGUCCCAAAUUUGAGUAAAACCAGCAGUUCUGUGUUUGUUUCCAUGAAGAGGCUCCCCUACGGGUAGGUGGGAAGUCAUAGACAUUCGGCAGAUCGUUUCUUACUCCUGGUAAAAUGAAUAAGCCACUUACUGCAAGCAUAUCUGGAACGAUCAGGCAAUCCUCGGGCAAGCAUUUAUGCCACCCAUCCGCGACAGCCGGCGCACAACGUGCACCAUUCAGUGAACAAAUAAUAACAUGUGCUUGAUCGCACGUUCUCGAUAAGCCGGCUGCAGGUAGUCCUGGAAGUCUAAAAGUUAACGAAAGUGAACCCGAAGGCUGGUAACCUUAAAGUAGAUGGGCUAACCCAUGAAAUGUUGGCCGAAAUUUCGAAAUGCAUUUUCGUUUCGAGAAGACAACUUACAGUAUGUGGGUUAACUCACGAAAUGUCAACAGAAAUUCCGAAAUGCGUUUCCGUUUUGAUAAAAUUAUUAAAGUAGGGUUGUAAAUCUAAUCAUCAUGCAACAUAAUUCUAUAAUAAUUCAGUUACCGCAAAACGCCGGCUUUCAAACAAACUUUUUUGGCUGCAUCCAACAACCGUACUCCGUAAAAAAUGACCAUGUAUGUAGCAUGUAUUUUUUUCAUUGAAUUUUGAUGUCCUUAAACAUUCAACUAUAUUUCAUGGAAAACAUGCAUGAACAGAUUCAUUCUUUUGCUAAUUCAGUAGCAAGUAACAUCUUCUUUCAAUUUAAACACGAAAGAAGGGCAUAAUUCGGUUUUAAAAAGUUUCUAAUUGUGAGAAUUUUUAAUGCCGUGAAACGGCUGUUCAAAAAUCGUCAUGUUUCUGCUUUUACCAAUGUGGAUUUUAAAGUUGACAAAGUGGUUCAAAUCCCCCUCUUAAUUUUUUGAACUUUAUAUAGUCCCCCUUUGUAACCGCAGACAAGUGUAUGGUUUUCCAUACGCGGAAAUUAUACGGCUUGUAGUUCUGAAACUUUUAAUGCAAGUGUAACGGCAGGUUGGGUUGAAAAUUAUUUGGUAAUUAAAAUAAAUUAUAAAACCAAAUUAUGCCGUUCUUUUGAGUGUAAAAUUGAAAAAAGACGUAAUUUUCUACUAAAUUAGCAAAAGAAUGAAUAUCUUAUGCAUGUUCUCCAUAAAAUAUAUUUAAGGACAUCGAAAAUUUAUGAAAAACGUCAUGCUACAUAAGUAAUCAUUUUUACGGAGUAUGGUUUUUAGACGCAGCCAAAAAGUUUGUUUGAAAGCCGGCAUCCUGAGGUAACUGAAUUAUUAUAGAAUUAUGCUGCACGAUGAUUUGUUUUACAAGCCCAUUUAAUUAAUCUUUUCGAAACGGAAACGCAUUUCGUAAUUUCUUUUGACAUUUCAUCAGUUAGCCCACUUACUGUAAGUAGGGUUGUAAAACUAGUCACUAUGCAGCAUAAUUCAGUUAUUGCAGAAUGCUGGAUUUGAACGAACCUUUUUCCGGCUGCAUGCAAAAACUGUACUCCGCAAAAUAAGACAUAUAUGUUUCUCAGUGAUUUUCGACGCCCUUAAAAAUAUAAUUAUAUUUCAUCGAAAACCAUUUAUCAUGAUAUUCAUUCCCUUGCUCAUUUGGUAGAGAAUUACGUCUUCUCCCAAUUGCACACUCGAAGGAAGAGCAUAAAUCGGUUUUAAAAAUUUUCUAACUGUGAGAUUUUUAAUACCGUGAAGUGGCCGUUAAUGAAACGCCAUACCUCAAUAUUCACCAAUGUGGCUUGUAGAGUUGGAACUGUCUACUGCUUAUUUGUACGAAUCCCAUGUGGUGUCCUCCUAAUACCGUAGAGAAACGUACGUUUUUCCAUGCGCGGAAAAUAUACGGCUUGUAGUUUUAAAACCCUGAAUGCAGGUGUAAAGGCAGGUCAGGGAUCAAAACUAUUCAAGGACUGGAAAAGUUUUUGAAAACCGAAUUAUGCGCUUCCUUCGAGUAUGAAAUUGGAAGAAAACGUUAUUUUCUCCCGAAUGAGCAUGAGAAUGAAUAGCAUUGUGCAUGGUUUUCUCUAAACUACAAUUAAAUUUUUAGGUGCAUCGAAAAUCAAUGAGAACAGUUCAUGCUUUUAAAGUAUUCAUUUUUUCAGAAUGUGGUUAUUGCGUGUGGCCGAAAAAAAUUCGUUCAAAAGCCGGGAUCCUGAGGUAACUGCAUUAUUGUAAAAUUACGCUGCACAAUGAUUAGUUUUACAACCAUACUUAAGUAAUCAUUUCGAAACAAAAUGCCUUUCUGAAUUUUAGUUGACACUUCAUGGGGCAGCUCACCUACUGUCUGUUGGUGCGAAAGGUAAACAAUGAAAGCAGGGGUUAAAGAAAUCAAUCAGAGUUCGUCGUAAAACACGGGCGGAGUGGAAAAACAUGGGAGGUAGGUUUCCAAAGUCAAUGUCAGGGGCAGGAUAAGAGCGAUAGCGCGCGGCGAGUUACAUAGUUAGUCUGCUUUUGGCCACGGUAGGUGGGGAGCCUGAACGUGGUUAUUCUGCGUGCAAAAGAUCGGUUUUCGCAACCCGAUGGCUGUCGCUUCUGCUUUGUUAACGGCUGAUAGACCAGUAGCCUAGGGUAGCUCGACGGGACCUUAUAAUAGACGCGAAAAGCUUCGCUGGUGUCCACGCGAUGUCCGGAAUCAACACCAUGCGCGAGAAAAGCGCUGUUCGUACUCCUAAUUUGACCAUUCCCCAGCCAUGCUGGGAUGUGGUCUCGUAUUGUUUUGGAUAGCGCCGCAAGUACGAAAGGUAGUGUGCGCUUUGUGCACUCGUCGGCACUGUUUAAAUGUCCUAUGCCUUUGUUCAGUAUAAUCGAGUUGGAGAUGCAGUGGAGCAUUGUUCGGUGAAAAUGUCGUUGGAUAAGGCGACGUCCGAUUAUUUUGUCUUGUAGAGGCUAUAGACGAAUGCAUUCAACAAAGGCGGUGUGUGAGGAUAUGGGAGGAAAUAGAGGGGGGUAAUGACAAUCAAUGCUAAGAACGGGACGAGAGCGGAAUUGCGCGGAGAGUUGUAUGAAUAGUCGUUUUGACCACGAUGUGAGCGGAGCCUGAACGUAGCCUUGCUAUGGGCUCGCCGCUCGGACACCUCCUAGCCGAUUUCUUCAUGGGAAAGUUUGAUAAAUUCUGAUUAAGCGAUCAGAUCAACUAGUGUAAAUAUUACGGUCGCUAAGUUGAAGACAUCUUUGCAAGCAUCCCACCAGGAACCGAUAUACCCGCCGCCUUAAAUGCGGUAAAUCAGGCCAUCCCCAACCUCGAGGUGUAUAACGCCUGGGAUUCAGUUGCGUGACCUGUUGGCUAGAAAUCCAACGCCUUUAUCAUUGAACUACGGACUCGUUUUCCUGUUGGUUGCGAUCGCGGAUGCAGUAGGUGGGCUAAAUCAUGAAAUGACAACCGAAAUUCCGAAAUGAAUUUUUACUUCGAAAAGUUUAACUAAGUAGGGUAGUAAAACUAAACAGCCUACAACACAAUUCCAUAAUAUUUCAAUUACUUUAGGAUGCCGGCAUUCUAAUGAACGUCCUUUCGGCUGCAUGCAAAAACUACGCUUUGCAAAAAUUGACUACUUAUGUAGCAUGAAUGCUUCUCACUGAUUUUCGAUGCCCCUAAAGGUCCAACUAUAUUUUUUGGUAAACAUGCAUAAAAGUAUUAAUUAUUUUGCUCAUUCAGUAGAUAAUUACGCCUUCCACUAAUUUUAUGCUCGAAGGUGGGAUAUAAUUCGGUUUCAAAAACGCUUUCCAAUUCACGAAUAAUUUUGAACCCGCUCUACCGUCACACUUGGAUUCAGGUUUUCCAUACUACAAGCUGUAUAUUUUCCGCGUACGGAAAACCACACAUUUCUCUACGGUAAUAAAAGGCGUCCACAUAGGGUUUUUAAAAUUAAGCAAAGGAUUUGACCAAUAUUGUUAACUUUACAAGCCACAUUGGUAAAUGUAGAUAUAUGACGAUUCAUGAACGGUCAUUUUACGGUAUUUAAAAGUCCCACAAUUAGAAACUUUUUUAAAACCGAAUUAUGUCUGAAUUGUCUACUAAAUGGGAAAACGAAUGAAUAUUUUUAUGCAUAUUUUCAAUGAAAUAUAAUUGGACCUCUGUGGGCAUCGAAAAUCAACGAUAAAAAUUCAUGCUAUAUACGUAGUCAUUUUUACACAGUGUAGUUUUUGCAUGCAGCCGGAAGGAAGUUCUUUCGAACGCCGGCAUCCCGAGGUGACUGAAAUAAUACAUAAUUAUGUUGCAGACUGACUAGUUUUACAACCCUACUUAAUUAAUCUUUUCGGAACGAAAACGCAUUUCGGAAUUUCGGUUGACUUUUCAUGAGUUAGCCCACCUACUGUAUUUACUAUGGUAGAAGGGUGCGCAUCGAUCGCGUUACGGAAGUCACUCAUUCCAAAGUGCCUCAGGGCUCCCUCUCGAUCUCGCCAGAUGCUGCGCGUAAUGGAGACUCGUGAGCGAACUCCAAGACACAGCGGGACGAGUGAGUUCCGUAACGUGCUUGGUGCGCGCCUGUCAAAAGUUGUGUGGUCGACAGGACAAAGAUUUCCAAUCAAAAAUCAGGGAAGACGGAGUGAGAUGGACAACCUUUACUGUUUUGGAAGUGCGUAAACAAAGGCUCUGUAGGCCGUCGCUGCGAGCGCGCUCUCCAGGAAAGUUGUUGUUGUCUGUGCCCGCUUUCGAGGUGCUGAGACCCAGCGCAUGUGUGCCUUUUGCUGUCUCCGCGUCCGCCAGCCAAUCAGAGGGGGGACGGCGCUGAUUGGCCUGGGGCACUCGCGAGGCUAGUGACAAGCCUCGCGUGUCCCAGCAGCAUAUCGACAAGGAGUGUGAGGCGGACAGAAAGGCAGCGUGACACAGGCGGAGGGCAAGGAGACGCGAACUGCCACACGCCCUCUACUAGUGGUAAAUCGUCUUGUCGAUACGUCUUAUAUUUGUUUUUCUUUUCUGAUGGGAAAUAGAUUCACCUGCAUUUCAAGGACUUAUCGCUGGUGACCUCUGACUCGCGGUACGUGAGGAAACAACUGGCACGACUUCCGAUAGAAGCUCAGACUAGUGAACCAGUAAAGCAAGGGUAAGUGUUAAAUCCUCCAGUGACUCAGCGGAAAUAUUUUUUGCUGACCAAGCGGAUCAUAUGUUUAUUUUAUUAGUAGCGGUAGUAUGUACGAGCCAACAAACGUCUUAUAGCUCAAAAUUGAAAAGUCUGUUUAUGUGCCCUUUAUUUCACGCGCAAAUUUCUUUCCAAACUCUCAAGCAUAUCUAUGUUGUGUCGGUCACUUUAGGAGUCUGUUUUAGGACAGUUUUUCCAUGAGGCGAUCAUCCAACAGGUUCACGAAUCUAACUCCUUGGCUUUGGCAUUGGGGGUUGCAGUUGUAUAGAGUUUGUCCUAUUCAGUUAAUAAUCCAUACAACAGCCUAAUUGGGCUUUUGUUGUGAAAGUCAUUUUCUACUCCUGAAACUCGAUCAGAUUAUGCUUAUAUUCACAAAUUAUCGGCUCGGUUGACGCGGUGGGCGAACACUUAAUACCUUUGUCAUUUAAGACGGUAUUAUGGUGAACAUUCAAUAGGCACCGACGUUGGUUAAACGCUGUCUAAUAUCAUAAAAUCUGUUUUAGGAAAGAAAGCUCGCUUCAAUGAGUUGUCGUUUUGAUGACCAAGAAGUCUGGUUUGCGCAAUUUCAGAAAACGUACCCGUUCCAGGCAUUUCACAGGAUAAACCUGAGGAGUUAGUCGUUUGAAGAGAAAGUUUAUUGGCCCGAGACUGGGGCCUGGGGGUCAUCGUUUAAACAAUCGGUUUCAAAAGUUAGCAAAGACUUCCGCUAGCGUUGCACGAGUUUGAACAAAUAUCGCUCAUCUAAUGCCUGCAGUACGCCUAUUUACGAAUACAAGGUUGGGCAUUCCGGGUGUGUUGGGUUUGAGACUUCCUGCGCGGCUCCUUUGUAGACUGCCUCAUUGACACUGGCAGCUUUAAGAUUUACAUGAACAACGUUUUUUCUUCUUUUUGGCCGCUUGCUUAGAAAGCUUCCACUAUCCUCACAAAAUGACUGCUUUCUACAAAAAAUAUACAAGAAUGGAUAUGAGCCGACGAUGUUUUACCGCUCCUCAUUCAUAAACGAUUGGUCUUAACCAUACAUAGGUUAACCUAUUUUAUUGGCAAUAUACUGGUUCUUAUCCCCUUUGUUUGCCUGAAUUAAAAUCUUAAGGCCAUAUAUACAUUGCGUUAGCGCCGUUUCGAAGUACAUACAAUCUGACGUAAUUUCUUUAUCGAAUUCACUAACGAUUGUCAGUGAUGUCGAUAGUUAUAUUUUGUGGCUAAUAUGUUGCAUUUUCAAUCCUUUCGUGGUAUGUGUUUCGGGCAAACAUAUCUAUUCACGGGAAAUAGAAAACGUUUUUGCCGAAAAUUUUGGAAGAUAAUUUCAAAAGGAGGAUUUUUUCUCCCCUUUUCUCUAUUUUUGAUUUUAUACAAAUUGGCCUUUCUAAUUUGAUAACAGUGACUAUGCCUGCAUGUGUUACUUGUCCUGAGCGCAACAACUAUAAAUUUACUUUACCUGUCCAGACGUUAUUGUCACAAUUUGGCCUGUAGCGGCGCUUAGAAAUAACACGUUUGGUCGACUAAUUGUGCGAAUCCAUUUAUCUUUUCUUUUUUUUCUUUGUUUAGAUAUGCUGAAGCGAAUUGGGAUCUGAAUCCAAACGAAAUCUUCGUUAAGCUUCUGCCCGAGGCUACAGCGCCAUGUGACGUGCAUGAGUACUUCUCCAAAUUCGGUCCAAUCACAGGAAUCCUAGUGCCAAAGAACAAGCUGGGACCAGAUUCCAUCCUCUGUGGAUUCGUCACUUUCCUUGAAACGGAGUCUGUGAGAAGGGUGCUUGAGACCCAACCCCACCAACUAGGCGAGAAUCGAAUCGUUGUUUGUAUGGCAAGGAAAAAUGUUUUGUGCCGGAAAGGGUGAGAUUCUGGUUUUCAGACAAGUGCAUCUCUCUCAGGCACAGAAUUGUGUAACGAUCGGGCAGUAGGCUUCCAUACAUGUCUCUCAAUACAAACAGUAAAAAAUGCGUCUUAGCAGAGGCGUUUUUUAGUAAGCAGGAUUGGCUAAUAGGCCAAUCCUCUGUAUUGACUAUGCAUGUUUUUUUUAACCCUGGUUCGAAUUACGAUGUAAAAGAUGUUUACGUAACUUGCCUGUAAGGCUGAAAUGACAACAUAAAAGAAAUCGUCUGAAAAGUACAAUGCACUGAUUUUGGUAGCCGAAUUAAAGAAUUCCUAUCGACCCGCGUGCAUGAACACCAGACAGUCUAAUGGAACGCGACAAUUUACCGCGAGAUGCUAUGCAAAACUGAACGCAUUUCACUGAAGAAAAGCCACAUUUUCGCGCCUGCCCAACGAAGAAUGACCUCGAGCUUCUGAAACCAAUGUCAUCAGACGAGACAUUUAUUAACAGAUAUAUCGGGUUAGAUGUCACUGACAUUAUUUUCUCGGGGUCGAUUAAAGACUGGCACAGCCAAAACCGAACAGGGAACUGAAAAAAGGGGAAUGCCUAUUGGCAUAAAGGACCACCAACGACAAAGUCUUUCGUUAGUUUCUGUUUAGUGCAAACUGCUUUGUGUAUAUUUUUCACUUGUUUGACGAUGCGUUGGGGUACUAUUUCGUAAACUUGCUUGAUGAAAGUUAUUUCGUUUCUGAGGAACUUUGGCCAAUUUUAAGUAGGAUCCUCAAGAUGUCAAGUUCUGAAAUGUUAUAUUUAGGAAAAAUAAGACCUUUAACGAGCAACCUGUCGAGACUGACCCUUAAGCUUGUCGUCAGACUUUGGGAGCAUUCAAAGAUAAUUAGACAAUCUAUAGACGUUUUGGCAGAUUUCGAAUAAUUCCAAAUCAAACAUAUAUUAGUCACGUAAGCCUGGUUGUAAUCUGGUGAAUUGUGGGUGAAUUACUUAGGAAAUCCUGCCUGGACAGUCAACUUACUUCACUCUCAUUUUCAGUUUAUUAAGGGAAAUAUAUGCGAGCGUCUUUGAACUCCCUAUUGGUUACAAGUCGUGGGAGAAAAACUUUAAUAAGUGGGAAGGUGAAAAAGGAGAUUUUGUACACAAUCGCGAACAGCUGACAGCUAGUCAAAAUAGUAAUCAUUAACGGCUACACUAUUUGUGCCAUUUUAUAUGAGUGGACGUGAGGCUCGUUAUUGGGAAGCUUGAUACGCGUCAAUUCUACACUUAAAGGAGGAGAUUGCAACAUCGGUAGGCAGGGAAUUCCACGCUGCAAACACUCUGUUACUGAAAAAGAAUUUUCGUUCUUUGAUCCUUGCUUUCCCUGCGCGUAGUUUUAGGGGAUGACCGCGCAAAUUGGGCGUGUUAGCUUGGGUGAAAUAAUCAGUGGGAACUAAACAACAGUCUAGGCCGUUGACAAUGCAAAAUGUUAGUAUAAGGUCACCACGCAAUUGCCUGUUGGAAAGGGGAAACAGGUUUAGGAUUGACAGUCUGGUUUCAUAGGGCAGUGCUCCCAGACCUUGUGUCACUUUGGUCGCCCGUCUCUGGACCUUCUCCAAGACAGUAUAAUCCUUGGCAGUCCAGGGUCUCCACGUAUGGCGUAUUCUAGAUGAGGUCGCACGAAGGUGCCAAAUAUUUUGGAAAAGCAGUCAGGGUCAAAUCCCAUAAAUGCUCGCCUAAUGAGUCGCAAUGUGGCCGUAGCCGAUUUAGCCGCCUUCGCGCAGUGCAGUGUUGGUUUGAGUGAAGAUGUAAUCCAUACACCCAGGUCCUUCUGACUGUCAACCUGUUGCAAUGGUGUGCCGUGUAGAAAGUAGGUCCUGUAGCUGGGGUCUCUGAAGCUGCCGAGUUGAAGAAAGUUGCAUUUGCUUAUAUUGAAGGGCAUAAGCCAGCGCUUCGACCAGUCUUCGAGCCUGUUCAAGUUUGCUUGCAGGUGGUCUGCGUCUGCCGCAUUGUGAGUAACUUUCCACAAUUUUAUGCCGUCGGUAAACGGGAUGGCAUCACAGUCUAGGUCCUUGACGCAGUCAUUUAUGAAAACGAGGAAUAACAUGGGACCUAAGACUGAGCCCUGUGGGACGCCACUCACAAAGCUUACAUCGGAGGACUGUUGACGCCCGACCUGCACUCUUUGGGACCGUCCAGCCAAAAAGCCCUGAAUCCAUACAAGAAGGCGUCCACGUUACGCAGUUUGCACAAGAGACGUUGGUGAGGAACGCUGUCGAAGGCCUUUUUGAAGUCGAUGUAGAUGGCGUGCACCACAUAACCUUCAUCGCGUUCUUUGGUCCAGUGUUCGAGCGUAAAGAGCAGAUUCAUGAGGCGGGACCUACCACUUCGAAAGCUGUGCUGGGCAUCAGAAACGAGGUAGUGCUGCUCGAGGAACUGCAUCAAGGCCUUCUUAAUGAUCUUCUCCAUGAUUUUGCAACAGAUGGAGGUAAGACUCAUUGGUCUGUAUUUAUUCGCACACGCACGACUUCCACCCUUAAAAAGCGGAGUGACGGUAGCGGACUUCCAAUCAGAGGGCAGGCAUCCAGUAACAACUGACGUUUGGAAGAUCAAGACUAACGGCUUGGACAUUUUGGGAGCUAGCUCCUUCAGCAGCUUGGCCAGAAUUGCAUCAGGGCCUGGGUAGGUCAAUUCUUUUAGAUUAAGUAACUCAUUUCGAGCAAUUGUUUCGGUGAAGAAGAUGACUUCGAGGGUAAACGUUUCUUCGUCUUCACAAAUGAGUACGAGAAAAUCAGGUUCACUUGUCACGACGAACCGGAAGAAAUCAGAGAGAUAUCUAGUCUUAUCCUUGUCCUCGGAGAUUUCCGUUCACUCGGCCGUUCGCAUUAGUGGGAUGGAAUCUUUGUUCCCUAAGCUCUGUCUUAGGCAGCUGUAAAGGACUUUGGGAUUAACCAUGGCACGGUUCAAAAGAUCCUUUUCAAGGGCUUUCCGAUCUCUGGCGAUGGGAAUUUUGACCCGAUAUCUCUGUAACUUGUAACUUCUUAGGGAUUCAGGUGCCCGGUCAGUCAGGGAUCUUCUCCAUAGCUUCCAACCCCGAAGUGUGGAACACUUCUAUAAUAAUUCCGUUAUCUCAAAAUGCCGGAUUUCGAAUGAAUGUCUUUCCAGCUGCGUGCAAAAGUCUUUAACAAAAGGCUACUUAUUUAGCAUGCAAUUUUCUCAUUGAUUUUCGAUGGCUUUAAAAAUUAAACAAUAUUUUAUUAAAGGGUGCAUAAAAAUAUUCAUUCUCUUACUUAUUCUGUAGAUUAUUACGUAUUCCAAGUUUAUGUUUGAAGGAAGGGUAUAAUUCGGUUUUAAAAAAGUUUCUAAUUUUGAGGUUUAUUUAAUAACGUGAAAUGGCCGUUCAUAAAACGUCAUGCCUUUGCAUUCACCAAUGUUACUUAUUAAGUUAGCAGAAAAGCUCAAAUCCAUGGCUGAAAUUUUCGAACCCCAUUUGGUCUCCACUUAAUAACGCAGAGAAAUGUAGGGUUUUCCGUACGCGAAAAAUAUAUGGUUUGUAGUUUGGCAACCCUGAAUGCAAGUGCAGCGGCAGAUCGGGUUCAAAAUUUUUCGCGAUUUGUUGACGUUUUUGAAAACCAAAUUGUACCCUUCCUUCGAGUAUAAAAUAAGAAGAAAACGCCGUUUUCCACUGAAUGAGCAAAAGAGUGAACAUUUUAAUGCAUGUUUCAAUGAAAUAUGAUUGAACAUUUGAGAGCAUCGAAAAUCAAUGAGAAGAAUGCAUGCUACAUAAGUAGCCAUUUUUUAAAGAGUGCAGUUUUUCAUGCAGCCGGAAAGACAUUCAUUCGAAAGCCGGCAUUCUGAAAUAACUGAAUUAGUAUAGACGUGUUCCACACUUCUGGGUUGGAGGCUAUGGAGAAGAUCCCUGUCUGAUCGGACGCCUGAAUCCCUAAGAAGUUACUAGUUACAGAGAAAUCGGGUGAAAAAUCUCAUCGCCAGAGAUCAGAAAGCCCUUGAAAAGGAUCUUUUGAACCGUGCCAUGGUUAAUCCCAAAGCCCUUUACAGCUACCUAAGACAGAGCACAAGGAACAACGAUCCUAUCCCACUGCUGCGAACGGCCGAGUGUAGUUUUGCAUGCAGCCGGAAAGAAAUUCAUUAGAAAGCAGAUAUUCUGAGAUAACAGAAUUUUACACGCCAAAGUAGUAUGUAGUUUGGCUUUAUAAAACUUUUCCAAUUUCCGAAUAAUUUUGAUCCUGACCUGCCGUUACACCUGCAUUCACGGUUCCCAAACUACAAGACGUAUAAUUUCCGUGUACGGAAAUUAUACAUUCCUCUGCGCUAGAGACCAUAUGCGGUUCAUAAAAUGAAGCAGUGGAUCUGAGUCACAUUGUUAACUUUAUAAGCCACGCCGGUAAAUGCAGAGAUAUGAUGUUUUAUGAAGGGCCAUUUCACGGUAUUAAAUAGCUCAAAAUUGGAAACUUUUUUAAAACCUAAUUAUACCCUUCCUUCGAGUGUAAGAUUGAAAGAAGAUGUAAUAUUCUAUUGAAGGAAAAAAGGAGUGAAUAUUUUGCGCAUAUUUUUCAUGAAAUAUAAUUGAAUCUUUAAGGACAUUGAAAAUCAAUUAAAAAAAUGCAUGCUAAUUAAGUAGUCAUUUUUUACGGAGUACGGUCUUUAGAUUCAGCCAGCAAGACGUUUCUUUGAAAGAUGGCGUCCGUCGGUAACUGAAUUAUUUUAGAAUAAUGGUUUACGGUGGUUGGUUUUACAGCCCUACUUAAUUAAUCUUUUGGGAAUGAGAACGCAUUUCGGAAUUUCUGUUGAGAUUUCAUGAGUUAGCCCACCUACUGUACUUCACUUUGUUGCGGUCAAAUUUCCAGUCGAUGUCUCGUUGCCUGGUCAAUAAGGCCCAUCCCGGGUCUGCAUAAGGUCUCAUCUGGCUCCAAGUAGCCAAAAGUCCGGUGAGUAGUGCGUACAAUGUUAUGCCUCUUCUAAUGCAAUUAUUAUUUUUUAUUUUUUCGGGUAAUUUAUACGGAAGACUGGGGUAAGAGAUGAGCGACAGAAACCACGAGUGAGAUUCAUGUUGGACCUCGCUGGAACAAACUUUGACCAUCUCAAUAUUGUUAUUUUACCUCACAGAUCCUCGGUCUGCCACGUCUCGGAUUCCGACGAAGAGGACGAUGAUUGUUCUCUCAGUGAGGAAGACAAGUCAGUCGUAGACGACUCCCCCGACCAGUUGACCAUACGUGUGGGCGGUUUACAAUCAGCGGUCACUGAAUCCGAACUCACAGCCUAUUUCUCCCAAUUUGGCAGCAUCAAGGAGGUUAGGAUAGUACGCGAUUUACUUACCGGCGAAUCACUUGGCUUCGGUUUUGUCACCUUUGCUGACGAUAAGGCCCUCAAACGAGGUGUCCUUAAAAUCUGCCACUUCCUUGGACGUAGUCACCUCCGCGUUAUGUCAUCUGUGGACAGUGCUCAAGCUCGCCGUUCCAGUGUAUCAGGGGCGAGCAAGUAG
This is a messenger RNA of Spirometra erinaceieuropaei, 13911 nucleotides long. Lineage: Eukaryota; Metazoa; Platyhelminthes; Cestoda; Diphyllobothriidea; Diphyllobothriidae. The record is from the annotation of a GenBank genome assembly.